Messenger RNA from Impatiens glandulifera, 1672 nucleotides. RefSeq names its product CBL-interacting serine/threonine-protein kinase 11-like. The record is from RefSeq and is a predicted model, not a curated record. Gene Ontology annotation, molecular function: ATP binding; protein kinase activity. Bases 158 to 1495 code for a protein of 445 amino acids. Gene Ontology annotation, biological process: protein phosphorylation; signal transduction. NCBI's taxonomy places the organism in Eukaryota, Viridiplantae, Streptophyta, Magnoliopsida, Ericales, Balsaminaceae. The transcript has a single exon.
UGAGAAGAUAAUUAAACUCCUGUUGCUGUGGCCCUUUUUCAUUCUCUCUCUCCUCUUUUUUCUCUCUCUUAAAUAACAAAACAAAAUAUCUAAAAAAACCGAGUGGCUUUUCCGAUCCAUCGGCCUCUUUCUCUUUGGUCUCUACAUUGUAAGUCCAAUGUCAAAGACCAAACCCAAUCACCAAAUCCCAACCGCCGGCGCCGGUAUCUUCGGAAUGUGGCAUAAUCACACCAACACCUUAUUCAACAAAUACGAAAUCCGCAAGCUCCUCGGCCGAGGCGCCUUUGCCAAAGUCUACCACGCAAAAUCAAUCUCAACCGGCCAAAGCGUCGCAAUUAAGAUCAUAAACAAAACCAAAAUCGCCGCUAAUACAAGCUCCAACAUCAAAAGAGAAAUCGCCAUCAUGCGCCGCCUCCACCAUCCAAACAUCGUCAGACUCUUCGAAGUCCUCGCCACCAAAUCCAAAAUCUACGUCGUCAUGGAAUAUCUCAAAGGCGGCGAGCUUUUCGCUAGAGUAGCCAAAGGAAGAUUUGAUGAAGAUACAGGACGUAAAUAUUUCCAACAGUUAAUAUCCGCUGUCGGAUUCUGUCACUCCCGUGGUGUUUAUCAUCGCGAUCUGAAACCGGAAAACAUAUUAAUCGAUGAAAAUGGUAAUUUAAAAGUGUCUGAUUUCGGACUUAGUGCCGCCACUGAUCAGAUCCGACAGGAUGGUAUGUUGCACACGAUUUGUGGGUCGCCGUCUUAUGUUGCGCCGGAGAUUCUUGUUAAGAAAGGGUAUGAUGGGGCUAAGGUUGAUAUUUGGUCAUGUGGGAUUAUUCUAUAUGCUCUAAUCGCCGGAUAUCUUCCGUUUAAAGAUCCAAAUCAGAUGGCUUUGUAUAAGAAGAUCUAUAAAGGGGAAUAUCAUUGUCCGAAAUGGAUGUCGUCUGAUCUUAAACAGUUCUUGUCGAGACUUCUCGACACGAAUCCAGCAACUAGGUUUUCAAUUGAUCAGAUUAUACAAGAUCCAUGGUUUAGGAAGGAUUACAAGGAGGUUGCUUUUCCAACCGACGGCGAAUUCACUUUCAAACCGGAUGAAGAAGAUAGGACUGGAUUCUCGCUUAACGCUUUCAACAUCAUAUCGUUCUCGUCUGGUUUGGAUCUUUCGUGUCUCUUCGACGACUGUACUAGCUCGGAAAACGACGGUGAAAGGUUUGUCUCGACGGAAUCGCCGGAGAGAAUUAUUGAGAAAGUGAAGGAUGUGGUUAAUGUGGAAAAGGGUAUUCGAUUGAAGACGAAUAAAAAUUGGAGAAUGGAAAUUGAGGGUAAUAAAUUGAAUUUCUUGAUGGAAUUGGAAAUGUAUCGAUUGACUGAUAAUUUGGUUGUGGUGGAUGUUCGUCGGAGAAUGGGGCAUGUAGAGCUUUUCAAUGAGCUUUGGAGAGAGAAAAUCAAGUUGAAAUUAUCACCGGCCGGCGACGAAAGGAAGAACAUUCAACCGGAGCGAUCGAUAAGCGUGUGAACUGUUUCCAAACGCCGGCGAUUGAAAAAUAAAUUGUUUACAAAUUAUGAAAUGGGAAAUGGGUAAUCUUGCAAUUAAAUUUAGGUUGUUUGUUUCCAUGUUUUUAGAAAAAUAUGUAAUUUUUUAUAGUUUGAAAAUAUUUAGAAAAUAUUAAAUAAAAUAUAUUACUAUUAUCAA